Molecule: messenger RNA, 1290 nt
Organism: Peronospora matthiolae
Lineage: Eukaryota; Oomycota; Peronosporomycetes; Peronosporales; Peronosporaceae
Source: the annotation of a GenBank genome assembly
AUGACAGACGCUGUGAUCAUUCCCAAGGUCCAGGUCACGAACCCCAUCGUCGAACUCGAUGGGGACGAAAUGACGCGCGUCAUCUGGAAAGAGAUCCGCGAGAAGCUCAUUUUGCCCUUUCUAGAGCUCCAGAUCGAGUACUUUGACCUUGGGCUUGACCACCGCGACGCGACAAACGAUGAAGUGACGCUGGAAGCUGCGCGUGCCAUCAAGCAACACAACGUCGGCAUCAAGUGCGCGACGAUUACGCCAGAUGAAGCCCGAGUCCAGGAAUUUGGACUCAAGAAGAUGUGGCUCAGCCCCAAUGGUACGAUCCGCAACGAAUUGGGCGGCACGGUCUUCCGGGAACCCAUUGUGUGCCAGAACAUCCCGAAGCUCGUGCCUGGCUGGACAGAGCCCAUUGUCAUUGGUCGGCACGCUUUCGGGGACCAGUAUAAGGCCAUUGACUUUGUGGCGACCGAGCCAGGUACGUUUACGCUCACGUUCACCCCUGCACGGACUGGAGCACGGCCAGAAGAGUACCGCGUGUACGACUUUGAGGGUGCUGAUGGCGGCGUCGGACUCGGGAUGUACAACACCGUCGAGUCUAUUACUGGCUUUGCCAAGUCGUGCUUCCAGUACGCGCUCGAGCGCAAGAUGCCGCUCUACUUGAGCACGAAAAACACCAUUCUCAAGCGCUACGACGGCCAGUUCAAGGACAUUUUCCAGCACAUAUACGACAGUUUGUUCCAGCUCAAGUUUGAAGCAGCGGGGAUCGGGUACGAGCACCGCUUGAUCGAUGACAUGGUCGCUCAAUGUCUCAAGUCCAAGGGCGGGUUCGUCUGGGCUUGCAAGAACUACGACGGCGACGUGCAGUCGGACAUUUUGGCCCAAGGGUUCGGCUCACUCGGUCUGAUGACGAGUGUGCUACUGACUCCAGAUGGAAGGACGCUGGAAGCUGAAGCUGCACAUGGGACAGUGACAAGGCACUACCGCGUGCAUCAGAAAGGAGGCGAGACAAGCACCAACUCGAUUGCAAGUAUCUUUGCAUGGACCCGCGGGUUGUUGCACCGUGCCAAGCUGGACGAGAAUAGGAAGCUCCAAAGGUUUUGCACCGAGCUUGAAGCGUGUGUGAUCGAGAGCGUCGAGAGCGGGAACAUGACAAAAGAUCUGGCUCUGCUCGUGCACGGAUCGAAAGAUCUGAAGCGCGAGCAUUAUCUCGACACUUUUGAAUUUAUUGAUAAAGUGGCGGCCAAGUUACGCAUGCGCUUAGCAGCAGCAGUAGCAGAUGGAAGAGAUUUGGGUGAGUAA